UACAUUCAAUUUACGUUCCAAUUUUUAUUUGCUAGAAUUCGCAUUUUACAGAGACAUAUGUAUGACUUUCGUGCGUGACGAUCUCGUUGAUGGAUAUGCGAUGGGCGCAUUCCUCGAAAAUCCAAUGUUCCUUUUUGUGGACGAUGUGGAACCCAUCUUGCCGAUUUUCCGGUCUACCGAGUACGGUGAUACAGGCAGGAUUGUGGAACUGGCAGACGUUGGUUGCGACCCAGAAACCACAUUUCCUAUACAUUUUCCACGCGGCACGUUCGAUCGGCGUCGCGGUGGAGCCGAAGGCAUCAGAUCGACUCGCAGAACUACCAAAUGGCUCAACAACAGACCGAAUGAAUUUGUUCGAAGAGCUAAAGACGUAAAUAAUAAUAAAGGUAGAAAUGGGAAUUCCAUUCGAGGAAAAAUGCGGCGAGAUGAUUACGAUGACGUUCCCGACUUAGAUUCCAAUGAUCUCUCGUACACGGAGAUGACGGAGAAUUCCUAUUACGAUUUCGAGCUAUCAAAAAACGAUUUCACCGUUGAAGAAGAAGAUAACUAUUAUACCCAAUUCGUUAAUCCUCAGAAUGCAGUUGCGCAUUUUCACAGAGAAAGUAUUCCGCGAUACGAUUACUUGAAAGCUCGAGAAUCUCCAUUUACGCAGAGUGCUCGCGUAUCUCAAAGGGAGAACACUUCUCCGCGAUGGUUCGCUGAGAGUGAUGAAAAGAAUCUCCGCGAGAUUCACGGUGCCGAUGUUCAAUCGAGCAAGCGCAGAAAACGAACAAAGAUUCUUUCGAGAGCCAGCGAAAGUUUUAAUCACGAGGCGGAAUUCGGAAAUGCUCGCGAAGCAGUGACGCACCACGAACGAGAUAUUCCCAACGCCGCUGUUGAGCCUUCGAGGAAUAUGUUUUGGGACUUUAUUCCAUUCGAAAACGACGCUGAGUGUGAAGAAACAGCAUUCUACAAUCCACCGAGGACGAAAAAUUACGGCGGGUCACAGAAAAUGACACCACGCAGGAGAAGAUCAUAUGUCUUCGAUUCACAGCAGAAACGCGCAGAUAUUGUCAGUUUGGAAGAAGACGAAGAGUUCAAGAAAACGUUGAAAAAAGACAGGAGAGAAAACUUGUCUAAGAUACCGAUAAAUAGCGCAAGGUAUCGAACUUCAGAAGGCGAUGCAGUGAAAGAGAAGCCAAAAAUUUUGCGGUUAAACACAUCGAACGCGACUUCCUCACGCGAUCAAUCGAUGAGGACGGCCACUGACGAACAAAUUUCAAACAUGUAUUCUACAAAAAAAAAUUCAAGUAACAUGAGGCCGCAUUCAGCGACUGAGGAUAAAAAGACCAAAUCUCCGAUAAUUGAAAGGCGAGAAAAAAUCACAGCUCAAGGGAUCAUCGACGAUCGUCGGUACAAAUUCGUCAACAAACUAUCCAAUAAUUUUUUCAACAGAACUGGUCGAUCAACAAGAACGACUAAUCGCGUCGUAGACUCGAAGAGUAACAGACGAAUGUACACUGCAAACGAAAGAGAUAACGCAAGUUCUCAUCGAGCAAAUUCUGGAAAUAAUAAAAUGAAUUGGAGUAAUGUGCUUGUCUCGCGAUUGACAUCCAAGGAGAAGUUAACGAAGAACGAGAAGACAUUUGCCUUGAGAGUGACGGGUGCUUCCGCGUCGCGCGCGAAUGUGGAAAAAGAGAGAAGAAAAUUCUUCUCCAGGUUACCCGUGAGAACGUGGAAACGCCUGAGAACAAAAGAACCUGGUGCAUUGCGCCACGAGAGCGACGCGACGAACGGAGAUGUUAACCGAGAGCUUCAAAGAGCGGAAAGCGAGACUGCGAAGUCGAGCGAUCAUCCGGGGAGGGUGGAAAACGAUGACGUCCGCGGGAAAGAUCGUGCAAUCGCAAAUUGCAACGAUAUAAAACGGAGCGAACGUUUCGGAACAAGUUCGCUCGGUGCGGAUAAACCGGGCUUGACUUCCUCCGUUUUGCAGAGCAUAAAAGGAAUCAAGGGAUUGAAUGCGGCGAGGCAGACGCACGAACAACGAAAGACGAAAACGAGCGUCAAGUACUCUCCAAAUCGGAAUCACUGAAAUCCUACUGAUUUCGGUGCUACACUUGUAACUAUAUCAAUCAUGUGAUUUAUGCACUGUCUCUUCAGUCUCGGAUGAAAAUUUUUCUCAGAAUUUUUAUAUAAAUUGGAACACUUCAAAAAAUAUUGAAGAAAUCUACAUCAUUUCUCAGAAAUUUUCAUAUGUGAAUUCUGAAAUAUUCUAAGAUUUGUAUAAAAAAUCUGAGAAAUUUUCUAAAAAGUAAUAAAAUUAAACAGAAAUUUAGAAAAAUUCUGAAAUUUACAUAAAAAUACGAAAAAGUCUAAAUAAAAAAAGAAGUCUAAGAAAAAUUGUCACCAAGGUCAUAAAAUAUUCCUCAGAAUUUUUCAUAUAAUUUUCAAACUUUAUGUAAAUUUCGAAAUUUUUCAGAAUUUCUGUAUAAUUUGAGAAUUUUUAGAAAAGUUUUGAUUUUUUAUCUUACAACAUUUCAUAAGUUACAUGUACAAAAAUUUAACGAAGAAAAAGAUAUACAUCUUCUUAAUAUUUCUGAAAAGUGUAUAAAAUUUGUAUAAAAAUUCUGAA
This is a messenger RNA of Solenopsis invicta (red fire ant), 2611 nucleotides long. RefSeq lists its product as uncharacterized. The coding region runs from base 62 to 2071 and encodes 669 amino acids. The record is from RefSeq and is a predicted model, not a curated record. Lineage: Eukaryota; Metazoa; Arthropoda; Insecta; Hymenoptera; Formicidae. The transcript has 4 exons.